Messenger RNA from Laccaria bicolor S238N-H82, 234 nucleotides. RefSeq lists its product as uncharacterized. The record is from RefSeq and is a predicted model, not a curated record. Gene Ontology annotation, molecular function: enzyme regulator activity. Lineage: Eukaryota; Fungi; Basidiomycota; Agaricomycetes; Agaricales; Hydnangiaceae. The coding region runs from base 1 to 234 and encodes 77 amino acids. Gene Ontology annotation, biological process: GPI anchor biosynthetic process. The transcript has 2 exons. Gene Ontology annotation, cellular component: endoplasmic reticulum membrane; dolichol-phosphate-mannose synthase complex.
AUGUUGCUGGCAGCUUACACCGUCUUCACCUACUAUACGGCCUGGGCCUUGCUUUUGCCUUUCUUCCCGAAAACAAGCCAAAUACACGAUUGGUUUCCUUCAAGGGAGUGGGCUAUCAGGUUACCUGCUGUCCUCCUUGUUCUUGGUCUGUCAGCCAUUGGAGCUUUCGUGGGUUAUACAAUAGUCAAAGAAAACAAGAAGAAAGCACAGAAGGCAAGGUUGCGAACGGCGUGA